Molecule: messenger RNA, 1270 nt
Organism: Drosophila eugracilis
Lineage: Eukaryota; Metazoa; Arthropoda; Insecta; Diptera; Drosophilidae
Product: transforming growth factor beta-1-induced transcript 1 protein
Exons: 5
Coding region: 244-783 (179 amino acids)
Biological process (GO): cell-cell junction organization; positive regulation of integrin-mediated signaling pathway; positive regulation of substrate adhesion-dependent cell spreading
Cellular component (GO): focal adhesion; cytoplasm; cell-cell junction
Source: RefSeq, a predicted model, not a curated record
CGACGCUCGCCGGUUCGGUUCGAUACGAUCCGAUCCGAUUUAUAUAACUAUACUAUAUAGCCCCGUGCGAAAUACGAUUCGCGGUGUUUUUGGCCUGUUUUUUUUUCGCGCUCUGCCAACGUUUCGCGUGUUUUUUAUCGUCGCCACUGCCCUUUUCUAUCCCGGUUUUCAACUGAAAUUUGUACGUUCAAAAAUCAACGAAAAAGUUCAACUUAAGGAACGGGCAGCGAAACAGCAAACAAAAUGUCGGAGCCGGCGUCAGUUUGUCACAAGUGCAAUGAGGUCAUCGAGCAGCGCAUCAUCACGGCGCUUGGCAAGACUUGGCAUCCGGAGCACUUUGCCUGCAAGGACUGUCACAGUCCCAUCUCAGAGGCCACCUUCAACAUCCAGGCUGAUGAGCCCGUCUGCUCUGACUGCUUCGUGAAGAACUACUCGGGCACCUGCUUUGGCUGCCAGCAGCCCAUCCUGGAGCGCACCAUUAAGGCCAUGGAGAAGUCGUGGCACGAGGACUGCUUCGUGUGCAACGGACCAUGCAAGAAGCCCCUAGUAGGCACUUCCUUCUACGAAAGGGAUGGACAUCCCUACUGCCGCGUGGACUUCGAGCAGCUGUUUGCCGCCCGCUGUGCCGGAUGUGGUCAGCCGAUCACGGAGAACGCGAUCGUGGCCCUCAAUGCCAAGUGGCAUCGCGACUGCUUUCAGUGCAAGAAGUGCGGCACUCCUAUCACGGCCAGUUCGUUUGCCGUGGAGGAUAACAAGCCCUUGUGCACGGCUUGCUCCGGCUAAAAGAUCCGGACACGCACCCGUACCAUUCACUUCAAUAUCUAUGUAUAUUAUCUAUUCUUAUGGUAUUUGUAGUAAUCCAAUUUGUUAAACCAAUCCCCGCAAGAAAGCAAAGCAAGGUCGUGAAUAUGGAAAUGGAAAUGAAAAUUCCGAGGAGGCGAAAAAUUAAUAGUUGAUGGACAGGAACACGAGAAGUGCAUUCGAUGGGUGGGUGGUGCGAUGUGCGAUGGGUGGCGGGGGAGGUGGGUUUUGUUAAUGCUUAAAAUAAUUAUAAUUCUCCUUAGUUGAUAUACGCCGUCUGUCCUUCUCUAUCUCACUCUCACUCACAAGACCUCGCCCACUCCCCACGCCCCAAAAGAAAAGUCUACCCACUGUGAAGUUCUCUUGAUCGUUUUCGAACAGCACACAGUAUCUGAUAAAAUGGUAUAUAAAUCAAAAUUAAUCUUGAAUCAUUGUUGAUAUCUCUUACAAAUAAACAAAAAGCAAAUUA